This is a messenger RNA of Nematostella vectensis (starlet sea anemone), 1719 nucleotides long. RefSeq lists its product as uncharacterized. The coding region runs from base 2 to 799 and encodes 265 amino acids. The record is from RefSeq and is a predicted model, not a curated record. Lineage: Eukaryota; Metazoa; Cnidaria; Anthozoa; Actiniaria; Edwardsiidae. The transcript is spliced from 4 exons.
GAUGCCCAGUUUCAUGAAUCUCAUUGUUUGGACGACCUUGUCGCUAUGGCAACAGGCGACGUCCCUCGAGCAGUGCGACUUAGAAAGGGAUCAAGGUGAGAAUAUUCUAGCAAAUCACGUGAUCGAGCGGAUCGAGGGCUCCACCAGAGCACUUUGCUGGAUGGCGUGUGACGCUAAGACACAGUGCCACAGCAUCAACUUUUUCCUAAAUACGAAGACUUGUGAGCUGAAUAACGUCACGCAUCUUAGUCAUCCGGAGGACAUGGUGAAGGACGUUCCAGGAGGAAGCUAUAUGCUUUACCCGCUUCAUCCUUUGUUCAACUGCAGCAACAAGCUGUGUAAGAAGAAAGAAAGAUGCGAGGUUGAUCCUAACGGCUCCACCAUCAAAUGCAUUCCAGUUGACUGUGCGCUUUUCUUCCCGAAUGGAGGCGAGGACGAUUACGUCAUUGUAAAUGGGACACUUCUUACUAUGACGUCAUUCACCGUUUCCUUUUGGGUAAAAGUACCAAGUGGGAUUUCCACCAUGUUUACGGCCUUUUCUUAUGUCAAUGAGAAUAAAGAUGUACUAGGCGCCAGAGUCGACAUCAAUAAAGAAUUCAGGCUCUAUUAUUUUAACGGGAUGACUAUUGACUGGACUGGUGGCGCCCCCUUCGACCAAUGGCAACACCACUGCUUCACUGUGGCAGUUUUAUAUCGUGCAAAAUGGAUAACCUAUAUGGAACCUUAUCUCAAUGGAAAUUCACUUGAUGAUUUCACUACCAUGGGUUCCAGAGGCUUGUCGCCCCCAGGCCUCAGAUAAUAGACCGAGCGGUACGUUCCGACAAGCGCAUGUCGCUGCGCGACCUUUCGUCGGCAUUAACCUGUCGCCCGACCUCCCUUCGGCUUUCGCUCGUCGCCUUUCGGGGUCUUCAGCGAUGCCAGAACCUCUGGAACCCAAUGUACAGCCUUUGUUUCGGCCCUGGGAUAUUAGAGAAGGGAGGUAGUUGGGGUCCGUUAUCUUAAAUUAUGUCCGUGUUAUUAUGAAGUAGAUGAAUGUUAGCAAUAUACACCUAUUUAAAUAAUGUUGCACUCGAGAAACCAUGUGUCGUAGUUCUUGGGUUCUUGGGUAGCGUAUAAAUGGCUUAAUCCUUGUAUCUGCAAGCCAUGUGAAUGUUCCUAAGAAUGUAAACAAGGAUUCUACAGCUUUUAAAAACUAGAACUGUAUUUUAUUUACAUUAUUUGCUUGUUUACUUGAUACCCAUGAAACACUGCAGGCUACGAUACACAGAUUCUCCAAAGAAGUGCAACCUUAUUUGAAAUAGAUGUAUGCUAAAAGCUCUUUUACGUGUCAUUAUACGGAGUUCUAAGUUUCUGUAACAAAAUCUACAAUGAUGAGGGUGGUCAAGCGCGGUUUACACUGGCGAUAUAACGACAUAGGCGCGUUCUGUUUUGUGUUCUGAUGUUCAAUUGUGUGCAUCCGCGACAUAACAUCGACAUUUUUAUACACAUUACAUGUUUAUUGACAUAUUUAACUUUUGUAUAACGACAUAAGAGUAAAAACAUUACUUCUCUCUUAUGUCGUUAUGUCGCCAGUGAUUACCACGCUAAAAAGAGUCAUCUGCUCAUAAAUCUUCGGAGUAGUAUUGAGAUCAUUUUAAUUCUUUUAUAUAGCAUGAUAAACGACAGUAUGUAACUAGAAAUUACUUGAAAUAAAAUUCUCCGAUUGGGGAAAAAAAUUGU